AUUAUGAUUCAUGAUCACGAUUUAAAAGUAUUAAUAAGUGACUUAUGACCUUUUCAUAAUUCAACCAUAUAGUAUAACUACAUAAAAGAGAGAAGGCCCCAUGUGAAAAUAAUGUAUAAAUUCUCCACCUAAUCUGAUGUCCAGGAGGGGUCACUUCAGCAUAUGCAUUUUUUGAUGACUCAUAAGGGUCUACAAUGUUUGAACAGUAAAAUUCCACAUCCACGUUUAUGUUAAAAUCCCCGCCAAAGCGAAGGGCGUCGUAGGCCUAUAUGUAAGGUUACGUUUCUGUCCAAUGGUCUUUUCAGCAGAAAAGCAUCAAUGAUAUGUUUGUUUUCUGGUUUCCAAGGGGAGGAGCGUGCGAUUCUUCCUUCACUUCACUGGCCCUUUGGUUUUGUCAUGUUGCGUCUGUCCAUCCCUGCGUUCGUCUGGCAGGCACAGCAACCGACUUCCGCAUUCCCAAAUCCUCAAAAUAGGGAUCGGUAAAGAAACGGGCUGAUGCAACGAUAUCCACUUUUUAAAAUCUACUCGAGACCCUCUGCUGAUCCGAAAAAAGGAUAUCUGCUGAACACGGAAACCACUCCAGCUGUGGUCGUGGGAGGGAGUAACAUGAUGCCCGGGCCGAUCCCUGAUCCCUCUGUGGCGGCCGGCUCCUUACCCAGCCUGGGUCUGCUGACGGGCAUCUCUGCCACGACGCUGACUGAUCAGCUGAAGUAUGCUGACCUGUGCAGCCUGGGUGCCAUGCUCUCCCCGCUGCACCUGCUGGGCAAGAGGGCCAAACGGGUAAUGAAGGCUGAGAGGGAUGAGGAGGACGACAGGAGGAAAAGAAGGCGAGAGAAAAACAAAGUGGCUGCAGCGCGAUGUCGAAACAAAAAGAAGGAAAGAACGGAAUAUCUGCAACAGGAAUCGGAAAGGCUAGAGAUGAUGAAUUCUGAUCUCAAGGCCCAGAUUGAAGAGCUGAAGCAUGAACGUCAGCAGUUGAUCCUUAUGCUUAACAAACACCGACCCACUUGUAUUGUGCGGAGGGACAGUGUCACAGUCAUGACCCCUGACAGUGAGGCCAACCCCCUCUUGGAACAGCUGCAGGCAGACACCAAGUUAUGAGCUUGGGUGGUGUCCUGAGCCAUCACUGUGGUUAAUGUUUACUGCAAAGCCUCAGAAGGCCUAGCUAGCCAGCCAGCCAGCCAGCUAGAAGCACUUAGCUCAAAACUCUGGAGCACUGCACCGAGGCACAGAGGAGCACUCCUGCCUGCAAGCCUGGAGGUUGAACCCUUGAUGAGAAAAAUGAAAAACAGAAAGAAUUGGCCCAAUGCAAUUGGGCUUUCUCACAGAUGCCAAGACGUUUUCAUUACUUUGUUGUCAUUUACUGACAUCGAAGCCUUUUGCAUUUCUCACUACAUCUAGUAGGUUAGAACAAACCUCUACAUUACUCCAGAUCCUGGGUUCUUUUGAUGUGUUAUUUUUGGAUAUGCUCAUGUACAAUGAGUCUAAAUAUGAUUGUGGUAUUGAUUUAGAUCUGUACUGGACCGUAGUUGCCGUUUAUAUAUUUUCUUUUCUGACGCAGGCGUCAUUUAUGCAUUUAUGAAGUUUACAUCUUUGUUACAUACAAUUAUAUACAUCCUUUUUAUACUACAUGUACAUUUAUAUAACAUUUACCUUAUGCUAUCACUAGAUGUGAUACAUUUUGUAUUACUGUCUCAAAUGGUUAUACAUUAUUUUUCCAUAGCUUUGGGUCAAGCUCAAGCAUAUGUAUUGUACGCAAUAUUGACAACUCUUAAAGAUAUUUCUCAAGAAUUGACUGCAUGUUUGGAUGACUCCUGCUAGACUUAACAUACCUCUGCAUUGCAUCAGACUCAUCUAAUAUUCCAGUCUUAUUUAGUUGUUGUUUCAUGGCUGUGAAAAAAUGCAAAUGACCAUACCAUUCAUGACAAGUUUUCUAUACAAUAACUUUUCUAUAUCAAAAAUGUAUUUAGAUAGCAUUUAUUUUGCAGACAAUAAAACAAUAUUUUCCAGUA
This is a messenger RNA of Clupea harengus (Atlantic herring), 2012 nucleotides long. It is a transcript of the gene jdp2a, whose product is annotated as Jun dimerization protein 2a. Gene Ontology annotation, cellular component: nucleus. The record is from RefSeq and is a predicted model, not a curated record. Gene Ontology annotation, biological process: regulation of transcription by RNA polymerase II. Gene Ontology annotation, molecular function: RNA polymerase II cis-regulatory region sequence-specific DNA binding; DNA-binding transcription factor activity, RNA polymerase II-specific. NCBI's taxonomy places the organism in Eukaryota, Metazoa, Chordata, Actinopteri, Clupeiformes, Clupeidae.